Molecule: messenger RNA, 470 nt
Organism: Rotaria sp. Silwood1
Lineage: Eukaryota; Metazoa; Rotifera; Eurotatoria; Philodinida; Philodinidae
Source: the annotation of a GenBank genome assembly
UUGAACAAAAUAAACAUAAAUUAAAUACAAAAAUUUGUCAAUUACUGCGUCCUGCUAUUGAAUUUGAACAAAAGUUUAUUAAUGAAUAUAAACAAAUAACAAAUAGUCCUCGAAUCAUUACCGACUAUUGUCAUAUAUUCAAUUCUCGUAAUGUCACAUUUGGUACAAUACAAAAUCAACGAAAUAAUUUACAAAGAGAAAUUCAAAGAAAACGAACUGAUAAUCAUUUAUUAGAACAGACUAUGCUUACAUUUGUUGAUCAAUUAAGUAAAACACCGAAUGAUGCGAGAAAAAGUUCGAAAACCACAUAUGCAUUGAAAGAAUAUCUUAAAGAAAGCAUUAUCCGACCUUGUGUUGAAAACGCAUGUGAACGUGAAAUGGAUAAAAAUGAUGAACAAAUGAUGAACAAAUUUACAAAAGCAUCGAUAUAUAUACAAGAACAACAACAGAAGAAAUUGAAAAGAACAUAA